This is a messenger RNA of Brenthis ino (lesser marbled fritillary), 546 nucleotides long. Lineage: Eukaryota; Metazoa; Arthropoda; Insecta; Lepidoptera; Nymphalidae. The record is from the annotation of a GenBank genome assembly.
AUGUUAAAUGUUAAAAGUCUAAUUUUUACUGUAAGUCACGACUUGCUACCACAUGAGCUGGAUAUAACGAGUUUCAAUAAAUUUAAAGUUGCAUAUAUGAAUAUCAAGGAUACUUUAAAUCUUAUUAAUUCCAUAUAUGGUAUUCAGUUGACGUGCAUGUUGAUAUCGGCCUCAGCAUUAUUUAUAGCAACAUUUUACGUGAUUGCGUCUACCGGUAUUGAAGGUUAUAUUACAUGGUUGGACACGAUGCCAAAAGUUUUUAUUAUUUUAGUAACUCUCAUUGCUAUAUUUAUUUUAUCACAAUCUGCCCAAACAGUUCAAAAUAGUGUGGAGAGCUUGAGACGUAGUCUUGGUACCCUCAUCAUUAAUCUGGCCCCAGAUAAUGAAAACUUUAAGACAAUCAAAUAUUUUUUACGUUUAAUAUCGAACCAACCACUCAUAAUACGAGCAGUCGGCUACGUCAAUGUGGACAUGUCUCUAGUGCCCAAGAUGGUCAUGUUAGUUAUUUCUUACACUGUUAUCGCCUUACAAUUUAACAAUGUGGUG